This is a messenger RNA of Cicer arietinum (chickpea), 1117 nucleotides long. RefSeq names its product GDSL esterase/lipase WDL1-like. The record is from RefSeq and is a predicted model, not a curated record. Gene Ontology annotation, molecular function: hydrolase activity, acting on ester bonds. Lineage: Eukaryota; Viridiplantae; Streptophyta; Magnoliopsida; Fabales; Fabaceae.
AACUCAAAACUAAAAUUUUGAAGAUAUCAACUUAAAAACAACACAAAUAGGGGAUAAGGUCUACGCACAAGAAAAAACAAAAGUUGCUUGUGAGCAAUUAUAUAUUAGAGUCUAUAGCCUCAUUGUUUUGGCAUGUGUUGUUUGUGUUUAUUGAGAGGUAAUUAGGAGCAAAGAGCAAUGAGGCCUCAAUUUGUGUUGUUUGGUUCUUCCAUUGUUCAACACAGUUAUUAUGAAGGUUGGGGAGCUACUAUUUCUCAUUUGUACGCUCGUAAGGUGGAUGUAAUUUUACGUGGAUAUGCCGCAUGGAAUUCAAGGCGUGCUCUUCAAAUUGUGGAUAAAAUAUUUCCUAAGAAUGCAACUGAGCAACCAGCACUAGUAAUUGUGUACUUUGGUGGUAAUGACUCUUAUCGUCCAUAUCCAAGUGGCGUUGGUCCUCAUGUACCAUUAGAGGAAUACAUAGAAAAUAUGAGGAAGAUUGCUAUCCAUAUAAAGAGUCUGUCAGAGACAACUCGAAUUAUAUUUCUCAGUCCUCCUCCCAUCAAUGAGGCACAAAUCAGUAACAACAUUAAUGAAUUUGGGCAACUCAUAAGGACAAAUGAAGCAUGUCGAAUAUAUUCGGAAGCGUGUUUAGAGAUGUGUCGCGAGGAGAAUAUCAAAGCCAUUGAUAUGUGGUCUUUAAUUCAGACUAGAGAUGAUUGGAGAGAUGUUUGCUUCAUUGAUGGAGUUCAUCUGUCAAUUGAGGGUAGCAAAAUAGUGUCGGAUGAGAUAUUGAAGGUGAUCAACGAAGCAGAGUGGAAACCAAGUCUAUAUUGGCAUGACAUGUCAGUUGAAUUUGGAGAAGAUUCACCAUAUGAUCCUGUUCUUCCUGAUGGAGUCACAACUAUUAAUGUCUCCAACAUGCCUUUCCCUUGAAAUGUAGUGUGGAACUAGAAUUAUGUCUUAAAUUCAUAGAAUCCUUUAAGAAAUAACAGAAUAAAAUGUUUCAAUGUUGUGCUUAAGGAAAUAUGGUACCCUUUAAUCUUACGUGCUUAAUAAUAAAUGGAUGAUAAUUACUUGACCAUGGUUUUUCACCAUGUGAUUUGUGAAAUUAAUUAAUUUGAUUUUGUUUGCUCUUUAA